Messenger RNA from Cylicostephanus goldi, 378 nucleotides. NCBI's taxonomy places the organism in Eukaryota, Metazoa, Nematoda, Chromadorea, Rhabditida, Strongylidae. The record is from the annotation of a GenBank genome assembly.
AUGGUGGUGCUUGAUUAUGUUAUCAGAAACACCGAUCGUGGCAAUGAUAACUGGUUGAUCAAGUACGAACAAGCUGACGUGGCGGAAACUCCAAUAGUGCCAAAUGAUCCGAAUCCCACGAAUGUAGCAGAAACACAGCCACCUGAUGAGGGCCAGUUGAUUGACUUAGCAGAAGCGAAUGCCCGAGCUUCCGGUCCGGAAGAAUUGAUUGAUGAGCAGCAGCAAAGAAGUAGUGGUGAACCAGCACCUGCAGAAGUGGAGUGGGCUGACGUGACAGUGCCAAAAGUAGCAAUUGCAGCAAUUGACAAUGGUUUGGCAUUCCCGUUCAAACACCCGGAUGAGUGGAGGGCAUGUGAGUAUGACUUUCUUCCCAGCUAA